Molecule: messenger RNA, 900 nt
Organism: Cydia strobilella
Lineage: Eukaryota; Metazoa; Arthropoda; Insecta; Lepidoptera; Tortricidae
Exons: 5
Coding region: 1-900 (299 amino acids)
Source: RefSeq, a predicted model, not a curated record
AUGGAAGGUUCGAGCGGAUUAUCUGUGUUAGUGCGCGUGAAGGUAGAGCCCGCCGAGCCAGAAGCGGAGCCCGAGCACCUGCCGCCCGGCGCGCCGCGAGCCGUAUACAUCAAAAACGAAGCACAGAAUGGACAUUAUUUAGACAGUCUGAAGGAGGCAGAGUGUGGCAGGCAAGAGAUGGAGUGUGUAUAUAAAGUCAAGGACGAUCCCUCAUGCUCCGGCAGUGAGUGUGGUGUGAGUGAGGCAGCCAUGCUGGCCGGGCUGGACAACCAUGGAGUGAAGGAUGAGGUUGCGCAGCCAGAGUUGGUGCCCUCACAGACAGCCUCAUGCUCCAGCAGUGAGUGUGGUGUGAGCGAGAUAGCCAUGCUGGCCGGCCUGUACAAAGACCAUGAUGUCAAGGAUGAGCUUGUUCUGGGACAGGAGUGUCAAUAUCGACCUGAUGUAACUCUCGUAGUUCAUGGUCGGGUUAGCUCUGUGCUCCGAGAUUGCUGCGUGACACUCGAACACCUCCCACACGUUGAGGCUCGCGCCAAGCGCCGCCAAGACACAACUCGUACUGACACGGAAUCUGAUACUGACAACUUAUAUGCUAGAGAGAAAGAACCGAUGUGUGAUCUUUGUGGUGAAAGCUUCAGCCUAAAGUCAGAUUUAUUGAAACAUGUCAUGGAUCAUAUCUACAGGCCUUCAAGCGCGGAGCAGGAAGGCAGAGGGUACAGUUAUGAAUUUGCUGUUCAAUGGACGCAAGAGCAGGAGCGUGCCUUGUGCCGCAAAUACGCUAUUCGGGACUGCUGCGUGCGCCUCGAACGCCUCCAACACCACGAGGCUCUAGCCGGCAACGACACCCAAUACAUAACUCAAACUGAAACGGAAUCUGACACAAAGGAAAAAGAUUUGCACUGA